GUUAAAAGAUGUAUGUAAAGAUGUCUCCGAUACAUUUAAAGAAUUGGAUGUAAGUGAUGAUCAAUGGCAGAAAACAGAAAUUUUAGUAAAAGCUUUAUUACCUGCUAAGCAAGCCACAGUUCAACUUCAAAAAGAAGACCUUACUAUUGGAGAUUUCUAUGGAAUUUUGGCUUAAGUGUUGCAGAGAUACUAAGAAAGUAGGUUCAGGCUUUUCUAAGAUUUUAUCUACUUCAAUGGAAAGAAGAGAAAAAUCAUUGUUGGAAAAUCCUAUUUUUAUAGCUGGUAUCUAUUUAGACCCAAGAUUUCAAUGUCUCCUUGAUGAUGACUCCAGGUAUAAAGCAAUUAACACUUUAGUUGAUGUGUGGAAGAUGAUUUUAUGGUUAGAUAAAAAUUCAAUGCCAAUUUCAAAUGAUGAAAUUAUUGUAUCUGCAACUCAUUGUGAAGUUGACAAUCAUAAUUUGUCAAAUGUUGAAGUUGAUGAUUUGGAAGAUUUUAUUCAAACUAAAACAUGUAUUUCUAUACAAGAACAAAAUGAAAGUGUUGAAGGAAUACCAAUUCGUUUGUUGUUGCAAAGCUAUGAUAAUGUUCAACGUUUACAUAAUUCCACGAGUAUUAGACAGUAUUGGCAGGAUUUGAGAUUGAUUAAACCAGAGCUAUUUAGAUUAGCACAAGUAAUCCUAAGUGUUCCUGUCACUCAAGUAAGUACUGAACAUUUUUAGAUUAUUAAUAAUUUUAGUCUUAACUUCUAUUAUUAAUGUUAUUCAAUUUUAA
Messenger RNA from Acyrthosiphon pisum (pea aphid), 771 nucleotides. RefSeq lists its product as uncharacterized. NCBI's taxonomy places the organism in Eukaryota, Metazoa, Arthropoda, Insecta, Hemiptera, Aphididae. Gene Ontology annotation, molecular function: protein dimerization activity. The transcript has 3 exons. The record is from RefSeq and is a predicted model, not a curated record. Bases 159 to 719 code for a protein of 186 amino acids.